Messenger RNA from Talaromyces stipitatus ATCC 10500, 1828 nucleotides. RefSeq names its product anthranilate synthase component I, putative. Gene Ontology annotation, biological process: L-tryptophan biosynthetic process. The coding region runs from base 269 to 1828 and encodes 519 amino acids. The record is from RefSeq and is a predicted model, not a curated record. Lineage: Eukaryota; Fungi; Ascomycota; Eurotiomycetes; Eurotiales; Trichocomaceae. Gene Ontology annotation, molecular function: anthranilate synthase activity. The transcript is spliced from 4 exons.
GUGCUACUGCAGUUCUUGGUAUCGACUUACAGAAUACUGCUGAAGGCAUAAGCUUUAAAAUACAAUGCUCCUAGGUCCACUCUCAGAAAGCUACUGAUCUGGGAACUGCCCUAAGGAAAAAAUUGGAAAUAUCGCUGUGCUACAUCCUCUCUGCAGGUUGUUCCCCUCUCGCAUCCGAGACCGACGCGGGCAACACCUGCUUCGCCCUCCCACUGCCAUUCCAUUCAGGAAAACUGAUACCAAGCACCCAACUCGAAUUCCGCCCAGCAUGCCGGACCCUGCAAAUGUAGAGCCGUCCCUCGACGUUGCGAGGGAAGUGGUCGCCAAAUCGCAAAAUUCUCAGUAUCCGCCGAAUGUGCUUCCCCUGACCGCCUCGAUCCCCGCAGACCUUAUCACUCCGACUGUUGCGUAUCUGAAGAUUGCUGCAAAGUCGAAGCUGUCGUUUCUAUACGAGAGUGCAGCAACCACUGAGACAAUAGGCCGAUACAGCUUUUUCGGCGCAGACCCUAGAAAAGUCAUCAAGACCGGCCUCGGCCAUGGCCCUGAGUGCGACCCGCUCCCGAUUCUCGAGAAAGAGCUGUCUGAAGUUCGCAGCGCAACGAUACCAGGGCUGAAGCUCCCCGCUGUGACCGGCGGUGCCAUUGGAUAUGUCGGAUAUGACUGUGCACGGUACUUUGAGCCCAAGACAGCUCGCCCACUCAAGGACGUGCUCGGAAUCCCUGAGUCUCUCUUUAUGCUCUUCGAUACCACUUUUGCGUUUGAUCACUUUUUCCAGAUUAUCAAGGUCAUCACGUAUAUCCCGAUCACGGAUGGUGGUGCCAACUUAGAGGAGGCAUAUCAAAAGGGCCAAGGGACCAUUCAAGAGGCAAUCAACACCCUGCUACACCCAGAUAUCCCCCUCCCACCGCAAGACCCGAUUCUUCAGAAUCAAGAGUAUAAAUCGAAUAUCGGCCAAGCAGGCUACGAAAGCCAUGUGACAAGACUCAAAGAGCAUAUCAAGGUCGGAGAUAUCUUUCAGGCCGUGCCGUCGCAAAGACUGGCCCGCCCAACCUCCAUACACCCGUUCAACCUGUUCCGACACCUCCGUUCCGUCAACCCUUCGCCGUAUCUGUUCUUUGUUGAUUGCGGUGACUUUCAGCUCGUGGGUGCGAGCCCGGAACUGCUAGUCAAGAAUGAAAACGGCCGUAUCAUCACCCACCCAAUUGCCGGUACCGUCAAGCGAGGCAGGACGUCCGAGGAAGAUGAAGCCCUGGCUGCCGAGCUACGAGGCAGCUUGAAAGACCGCGCUGAGCACGUCAUGCUCGUCGAUCUGGCUCGAAAUGAUGUGAACCGAGUGUGCGAUCCCAUCACCACGCAGGUCGACAGACUGAUGGUUGUCGAGAGAUUCUCGCACGUUCAGCAUCUUGUCUCUCAAGUAUCUGGUGUCCUUCGCCCGGACAAGACGCGAUUUGACGCCUUCCGGUCCAUUUUUCCUGCGGGAACUGUCUCUGGAGCUCCCAAGGUGCGCGCUAUGCAGCUCAUCGGUGAAUUGGAAGGCGAGAAACGCGGUGUGUAUGCUGGUGCGGUGGGCUACUUUGGAUACGACAGGUCCAGCCAGGACGGAUCGAGCAAGAUUACAGGCGACAUGGAUACCUGCAUUGCCUUGCGCACGAUGGUUCUAAAAGACGGCGUUGCCUAUCUGCAGGCUGGCGGCGGUAUCGUCCUUGAUUCUGACGAGUAUGACGAGUACGUGGAGACUUUGAACAAACUGGGUGCCAAUAUUGCAUGCAUCAAGGGCGCCGAGAAAAAAUACCUGCUGUUAGAAAAGGAGGCUGCGGCUGCCAAGUAG